GUCUAACAGGGGGGCUAUUUAAAGGCUAGAGUAUACAAAUGAGUUUUAAGAUGGGACUUAAAUGCUUCUACUGAGGUAGCAUCUCUAAUUGUUACCGGGAGGGCAUUCCCGGUAUAAACAUGUUUUCAGUUAUUUAACCUUUUUUUGUUAAGUACGUAACCCCACAUGUGUUCAUUCAUAGCUUUGAUGCCUUCAGUGACAAUCUACAAUUUAAAUAGUCAUGAAAAUAAAGAAAACUCCGUGAAUGAGAAGGUGAGUCCAAACUUUUGGCCUGUACUGUAUAUUUGCACAACGUAUCGGCUCGGUAUCGCCAAUACCAACCUGAAUUUUACUUGGGAUCGGAAAGAAAAUCAAAACUGAAUCAGUGUAAAACAAACUAACCCUCAUAUGAACUUGAAUAAGAGACAAAGGUGCAUUUAGGUGUCCCCUUUUGGAAUAGGUGUCACCCAAAAUAGUUUGUUUUCAAAACGUCAAGGUUUUUGGCAGCUCUGUACAUCAAAAUAUACACAAAGCAAUCGGAAAGAGGUUAUCUUGUAGUGUUUGGUCCACCAGGUCAGCAAUGAUUCAGCGGGUCAGUGGGACCUGUGUCGCCAGCAGUGGUCCAAAAUAUAGCUCAGUCAUAUACCUGGCUUCAAGCCUUAUCCUGCUUUAGCCCUCACCAGGUCCAAAAUAACUGGACCAUCUCACUACUUUACUGAUAUCAUGUCUGAAAGGAACAACAUGGUUUAGUUCAUAUUGAACACAUGUUUACACCAGCUUGGAAAAGAGACCGGGGUUCAAAGCACGAGUGUUGUUUGUGCGUCCGACUGUGUCAAGGUGUGUGCCACUUACCACAAAUACUACACCGAAGGAAGCGACCAAUUACUGAUGGCUUUCUUCAGACAAACAUGUUAUGAUCCUACUAGCUGGAGGGGAGUUAUGCAAUGCAUGGCCUUGUUUAUCUCCCGGCCUGAUAAGAUGAGCCGUCACCAAGGAGACGGAAGGAACAAAUAAAGGUUUUGGGUGUCAAAACAGGAUAAAAACGCUGAUUAGUGGCGAAACAACCUUCUGAUUGUGAUGAACACAUGUUCUUAACGAGACCCGAGCAUCACAGAUGAGUCAGUGGCCGCCCUAAACAAGCUUGUUUUGCUCGCCAAUCGCUUUGUUCCAAAGUCAAUAUUGACCGCAGACCUUGUGAACCCGCAGCCGCGCACGUCAAGCGGGGUCAAUACUGUUUACCGCGGCUUUGUCACAAAUAUUUUAUACGUGUAGGCGUCCUGUCAAUCAGUAACGCCCUCCGCGGAGGCAUAAAUAGGACUGGACGCCGGGGAGACCGGCAGAGAAAGAAACCCAAAGAUGUGUGGAUUACACCAGAAGAUGCUGCCACUGCUGGCCUUGAUGGCGGCAGCGGCCAGGUCGUCCCCGAUGGUUGGACCGGAGCCCAUCCGCUGCGCCCCGUGCACUCAGGAGAAACUGAACGAGUGUCCCGCCGUCCCCGCCGACUGCAGGCAGGUGCUGAGGGAGCCCGGCUGUGGCUGCUGCAUGGCGUGCGCCCUAGAGAGAGGGAGCUCCUGCGGGGUGCACACGGCCCACUGCGCUGAGGGCCUGCGCUGCACGCCCAGGCCCGGGGAAGCCAGGCCUCUGCACGCUCUGACACGGGGCCUGGGGGUCUGCACUGAGGAGCUGGCCCAAGAGGACACUGAAGGGGUCUCGGACCACAGCUCUUUGCAGUACCUUCUCGGGGACACCGCCGAGCCCCAGGAGAGCUUCAAGGCCAAAGUAAACGCCAUUCGGAACAAGCUGGUGCAGCAGGUGAGAGGACAAAACAUUUUUUAUUUUACCUUCCCGUCGCUAACUUGCCCGCUUUGUCCACAGGGCCCGUGCCACAUCGAGCUCCACGCCGCCCUGGAGGUCAUAGCCAGCGCCCAGCAGACCCUGGGGGAAAAGUUCACCACCUUCUACCUCCCAAACUGUGACAAGCACGGCUUCUACAAGGCCAAGCAGUGUGAGUCAUCGCUGGUCGGACCACCCACUCGCUGCUGGUGCGUCUCCUCCUGGAACGGGAAGGUCAUCCCAGGAGCCAGCGAGCUCCCCGGUGACGCCGAAUGUCACCAGGAAGUCACUCACUAACACGUUCAUGCAGGAAUUGUAAAUUAUUUUAUGUACGAAGAUUUAUUUAUUCAUUCCUUGUAUAUUCUCAACAUAUUUUUAAGUUUUGCUGUUUUUCUCCUGUUCAAUUGUAAAUAGGGCAGCACUGUCUACAUUUGUAUUCCUGACUAAAUAACUCCAUUCCUCACAAACCACAGCUCCACGGCCCUGCCAAGCCCAUUUCAGGGUUUUUUUUUUUUUCUUUCUUUCAAAUGUGGAGCGCGGCGGUGCACGCCACCACCAAACAACACAGCCGCUCAUUCAUGCAACAUGUUGACAUUGUCUGAAAGCAUCUUCAUUUCCUCAAUGGGGGAUACUUUGAGCACCGCAAGUAUGUGCACGUUGGCCAAACGCAAACAAAUCAAGGCUCAUCCGAGCUGCCUGCCAGCUUCUUCUGACAUGGCCUCUUCUUACAUUUGUCUACCUCAGAUCACCUCUACAGUUGUUUUUUUUUUACUUUUUCCAACAUUUAUUCUAUUUAUUAUUAUUAUUUACUCUUGUGUAUCUGAUGUUUUCUGUGUUCCAUUGUUUGUUUAAAUGUAUAAUAUAAACUACUGUGCAAACA
This is a messenger RNA of Nerophis lumbriciformis (worm pipefish), 2692 nucleotides long. Its product is annotated as insulin-like growth factor-binding protein 1. The record is from RefSeq and is a predicted model, not a curated record. Gene Ontology annotation, cellular component: extracellular region. Gene Ontology annotation, molecular function: insulin-like growth factor I binding; insulin-like growth factor II binding. NCBI's taxonomy places the organism in Eukaryota, Metazoa, Chordata, Actinopteri, Syngnathiformes, Syngnathidae. Gene Ontology annotation, biological process: regulation of insulin-like growth factor receptor signaling pathway.